UGAGUGAUGUGUGCAAUUUCCGCAAAUCUAUCAAGUCCAAUAUCCUGAUUCCUUUUUCAAGAUCGUGAUGGCCAGACAUGGAAAUUUGCACAUACUGUUCCAAUGUUGAAAACUCGGAGAGACUUUGAUAGCGCAGAUAUAUGGGCUUUAUGUUUUCCUUCCUCAUCAUUUUCUCAUGAUGGCAAAAAUUGCCAAAAUGGGUCUUAAGUUUAAGACCUAAGCCUACAUGUAGAACCGCCUCUUUUUGGACAUGGUCAGCGAUGUCCACACUUAAUAUGUAGUAAAAGAGGCUAUUUAAUUGUAAUGUCUUGGUUCCCCUCCUUCCUCCAUGGUUACCUGGACUAUAGAGCUAUAUAGGAACACAUGCCUAGACUAACUACAAUAAGCCCAGUUUCUUACUCAACCGUGGUAUAAGUAAAGUAGAUAAAGUAGUGCCAACUGUACUUUAACCUUUUACUGUUUACUCUGAGUUUAGUCCCCACAAAUUGGGGAGAUAAGUUAAGUGGGCCAAGGUGUUACGCCUCAGGCCUUUACUGGUUGUCAUUAAUGGGGGCCCCAUUAAUCACUGGACUACCUCCUGUGGAUCUGUCCUUAAAAUUACUUCUUGGCCUCAGCAUCCAGGAAUUCGGCAUCAGCAGUUUCAGAAUAUUUUGAGUGAACUUUGGUGUUUGAUGUAAGUCUUCAGACACCAUGAAUAGUGGCGACACUCCCCCAGUUGUGCUUGACUGUGGCACACUGAACUGCAAAGCUGGCCUGGCUGAGAUUUCUAAGCGGGUUCCGGAUUUUGUGUUCCGGACCUCUGAGCCUUUUAUGAACUGUGAUCUUGGCGAAGUACCUGUCCCAAUUCGCAAUGGAUACAUUGAGAACUGGGACAGCAUGGAGGUGCUUUUGGAGCACAUUUUCAAAGGCAAGAUGAAGAUUGAUCCUACCAAUCACUCCGUUCUCCUCAGCGAGCCUGACGGGAACCCCCACAAGUGCCGUAAGACCAGCCUCGAGAUUUUGUUUGAGGGGUUCAAGGCACCCGCCGUGAAUCUUUCCAACCAAGGGAUGCUGUCACUGUACUCCAUUGGCCAGGCGACUGGUCUGGUCAUUCAAUCUGGCCAUGGUCUUACAAAUGUGAUGACAGCUCGUGAUGGGCACCGGCCAACUUUUGGAAGGGUACCACUGACAUAUACCGGUUUCAAAUUGACUGAAUAUACCCAAGCACUCAUUGCUGCAUCACUGAGGGAGCAACAUGAUAUUGACAUCAAGACAGUGGACUUUAAGCUCGCUGAAAAGUUCAAAGAAGAACACGGGUAUCUCCAAAUGUCUCAAGGCGACAAACCACCCCAGAAAAUGGUCAUGCUGGAUGUUGGCGGCAAGCAGUAUUCCAUUGAUGCAGGGGAAAUUGGAGCCAAGAUUGGAGAGGCUCUUUUUGACCCAUCCAUUCUGGGUCUGUCCUGUUUUGGUCUGACCAAGGCUAUCAUGGAAAGCAUUGAGCUGUCUGAUGAUGAGGACUGGAUGGAUGAGUUCUAUCUCAAGAAAAUCCUUUUAGCUGGAGGAAACACCAUGAUCAGGGGCUUGCAAGAGAGACUGACAGCAGAGGUUGACAGAGUCAAGUUUUUGUCAUUCAUGACGGUUAAUGUGAAUGCGCCACCUUAUCGUCACUUCUCCAACUGGGUGGGUGGAUCCAUCAUCUCCUUGCUUCCAACUUUUGAUCCGUGCUGGAUCACCAGACAAGAGUAUGAAGAAAACGGCUCUAACAUAUUCCGGCAGAAAUGUCUGCCGUACUGAUAUUAAUUCCCCGAGGUGCUGUUGCCUUGUGGCAAAAGCCCCCUCUGGAGUGCAGGGUGCCAGUCAGUAAACAGGCUGGAGAAUAGGAACCUCCAAUUAAUUAAUAUUAAUUGAUUAAGGGUAUGUUGGUCAGAGCUUAAAUUUGAACUAUGAUUUCCGAAUAAGUAGUGCUUAAAAGGUUGCAUUUUUUUUUAAAGUCUUUUUUUUCCUCAUUUAAUUGAAAAAAAUUGUACAUGUAUAUUAGUUUAUGAUAUAAAACAUAUAUGAUUCUUUUUUUCACUUUCCGAUUUUUGUGAUUGUAAAUUUUUUUCAAAAUCAAGUCAGUUAUACUUUUACCCAAGUAACCCCAAAGGUCAGAAAGUUACUACCUUAAAGUUGUUUGCAUAAAUCAUCUUGCAAUCGGAAUCAGGAAAAAAAAUAAGGAUAUUCGUACCGUGGAAAUUCUCCAAACUUCCACUACUAAUCAUGACUGUUACCUCGUAGUUAAAGAUGAAUGUCUCAAGAAUUAAGCUCAUUUCUAUGUUCAUCAAGUAUCCUUCCUGAUCGUAAGUAAGGCAAAAGCACAAAGCCAGCAAAGCUUUUAUUAUAGCAUGUAUAAUUGUAUUCAAAUUGUUUUUGACAAGGAAAGUUUCAUUUAAACACAUAAUUAAGUUCAUAAUUAACUACAGAUUUUGAUUACAAUUUUUUAUACAAUGUUUAUUCCUAAUUUUAUCAUAAUCAUUUUUUCAAAGCUCGGGUUGGAUUAUAUAGAAGUACACAUUUGUAUUGAUUGUCCUCUGAAGACAGUGUGUUAUUAGAUUUAAUGGUUCCAAGAUGUGAUUUUUUUCCCUAAUCAAUGCAUAAAACAUUGAUCACUUCAGGUCAGAUAUUGCAUGUUUUGAAGAGGCUUUAACUGAUCAAACAAUGUCGUUAUUGCUGUUCUGAAUAAGUUCUGAAUAAAUUUGCGUCAAUCGGCCCACAUUUUGGGGAUAAAA
This is a messenger RNA of Acanthaster planci (crown-of-thorns starfish), 2747 nucleotides long. RefSeq lists its product as uncharacterized. The record is from RefSeq and is a predicted model, not a curated record. NCBI's taxonomy places the organism in Eukaryota, Metazoa, Echinodermata, Asteroidea, Valvatida, Acanthasteridae.